Messenger RNA from Diorhabda carinulata, 6063 nucleotides. RefSeq names its product leucine-rich repeat-containing protein 24-like. Gene Ontology annotation, molecular function: protein binding. The record is from RefSeq and is a predicted model, not a curated record. Bases 254 to 2173 code for a protein of 639 amino acids. The transcript is spliced from 3 exons. NCBI's taxonomy places the organism in Eukaryota, Metazoa, Arthropoda, Insecta, Coleoptera, Chrysomelidae.
AGUUUCGAGCUGAUCUUCGCGGCCUACAUUUCAUAGAAGUUCCUAAAGGCAACUCCCACUUCGUACGUUAAAUCCAGCGGUGUUACGGUUUUCCGAACAGAUGAAAUCGGUUGAAUUAUUUUAAAAAGACGACGUAUACACUGAGAUUGGAUUUCAUGUAAAAUGUUGUAUGAAACUUCAGCAUCGUUCGAACAUCAAAUUGCAAUGACAGGCGAACAAAUAACAUGAGAAUUUACAUGAAACGAAAUGCAGAAUGUAUUACAGAACUCUAUUAAUGCUAAUGUUAUUUGUCGCUCUAACGUCGAGUUGUCCUUUUCCGUGCAUAUGUCGAUGGAAGAAUGGGAAACAAACCGCGGAAUGUGCCAAUAAAGACCUUCUAGUCAUUCCGGCGUCCCUAGAGAGCGACACUCAAGUUUUAGAAUUCUCUGGAAACAAUUUGAGGACGUUGCAUCGGGAGAAAUUCCUGAAACUCCACCUAAUGAACUUACAAAGGAUUUAUUUGAGCAGAUGUAGAAUCAGCGUUGUAAACGGUCAAACCUUCAAAGGUCUGACGAACCUCGUUGAGCUUGAUUUGUCGGAAAAUCUAUUAGAAUCGGUCCCUUCGGACUCGUUUCAAGACUGUCCAUCGCUAAUGAGACUUUCAUUAAGUAGAAAUCCUAUCAAAGAGCUCAACGAAAACGCUUUUAAACAUUUAUCGUUAUUGAGCAUGCUGGAACUCAGUAAUUGCGAUAUUUCGAAGGUACAUACGCAUACCUUCGACGGUUUAUAUAGUUUGGAAUGGUUAAAUUUGGAAUCUAAUAAAAUGAAAUCAUUUCCGGCGUUACUACCUGCAAGCUUAAAAGGAAUUCAACUACAAGGAAACCCGUGGAAAUGCGACUGCAAUUUAUUAGAUUUUCAAGAAUUUCUCGUGAAAUUCGCGUAUCCUUUCUCGCACGAACCCGUAUGCAAAACGCCAUCAAGUUUAGUGGGUCGAAAAAUUAAAUCUGUUCCUAAAGACGAACUCGCUUGUCUCCCCGAUGUGUCGCCGACAACGUUUUAUUUGGAAAUAGACGAAGGUAAAAACAUUUCGCUAGUUUGUCAAGUCCACGCUAUACCGGAAGCUAUGAUUAAUUGGUAUUUCGAAGGGCAGUUAUUGAGAAACGAUACGUACAUCUCACCGGAACUACACUUAUUGUAUUAUGUAGAGCAGGGAUUGCAUGACAAACGUAGUGAGCUCUUCAUAUUUAAUGCCAACUCUGGAGAUACGGGAACGUUCAUAUGCAACGCUGAAAAUUCUGCGGGAGUUUCUAAUGCCAAUUUCACUAUACGAGUCCUUUUAAAGCAAAGCACCAGGCAGGAAGUCGAUGAGCUACCAAUGGAGUUGGUUUUUAUCGCUAUUCUAGUAACAGUUUCAUCAGUUCUACUGUUGUUGGCUAUCACCGCGGUUUGCGUACUAAAAUGUCGUAGAAAUUCACGUUUGAGAAGGAAACGUGAUGAUUCUAAAGUUGCUUUCGGCAAUUCGACCGCGGAUACUAUAUCUAGAGAAAGUUCGGACACUAUAACUCAGAAUAAAGGCUCUAAUUUCAAAUUAGUGAAUUACGACGAGUUUAAAAUUGCUCAUAUUCACAGUGAUGAAAAUGUAAUUGCUGUUACUCACAAUCAAGCACAGAAGUGUUAUCAAGAACAGAAUCCCGACAUCAUAAACGGGACUGAAAUAAUAGAAAAUAGUGAUUACGGGGUGAUAUUGCAAAGACAGCAUUCGGUAAUGAGAAACGUAGAAUACGAUUACAUGAGUGAUCAAGGGGUUAGUGACUGUAAUUUAUAUUUCAUGCAUGAUGUGGUGCUGAAUCCAAUCGUAAACUGUUAUCGAACUUUACCUAAUAAAAGGAGAGCUGCUAAUGCUUCGUUUGGUCGUUUAUCCAGAGACGCGGAAUUUCUAAAUCGAAAUCCGACAAAUGCAGCGUCUACGGCAUCUCCCUUGACCUACGAGUAUUUCGAAUGCGACAUACGUUACACCGCCGAUGGAUAUCCAGUCAAAGCGUUAGAUAAAUGUCAACAAGCGGUGCCGAAUCCAGAAUCGCAUAAAUCAUUUAGAGAAGCGUUGGAAUCCGGUAAGGAGGAAAUCGAAGGAACGUUACCGAUUGGGCCCUCUUGCGGCCAGGAAACUCAUCCAUCGAACGUGUUUCAUACCUAGACUGAAUUUUAAUACGUAUUUUUACAUGUGAUUGGUUAGGAUUUCUGAGAGAAAAAAAGUAGAAUAAACAAUGUUUGCGUUUGACGGGAAGUCAUCUUAUUAAACAUAUACAUUUCGUUUUGAAAGCUAAAAAACUAAACUAUCGCCUAUCAUUUCACAGUUAAACUCUCUAUAAUUAAUUUUUAGAGUUUGAAUCUCAUGAAAAAGAGGCUAUUGUGAUCAGCGAAGGCUAUUAAAGCUAUUGUUAUGUUGCAGGGUGGUAUGACACAAAUUAUUGCUUCAAAUACAUCCGGAUGGUUACGACGUGUCAAUAAUAGGCACAAUCAUAGAUUUCGGGGUAGGCCUCAGCUUUCAGGAAUAUCUCUCGUAUUGACCAAGAUAAAAUACAAUAAAAUAUGGCCGCAUCACUAUCACAGAACGAAGAAACGUGAGCGCAACACCCGCUUUAGGAAUAAUUUCCGAUUUACGGAGAGUCAGUUAGGUUUAAAUCAUAUAGAAAACGAUUAUAAUCCUCCAUAAACUAUGAGCAUGAAGAUAAUGACGCUCUAUUCCAAUUAACGUAAAACACCUCUGAAAUAUCAUUGCUUGAUGUCGUGCUAGAGUGGGAUGAAAUUUUCAUUGGAGCAAUGUGAUAAUCACAGAAUAUGGAUUAUUACAUCAAAACGGGCAUGAAAGCUUUUGUUUUAUCUCUGUUGCUAAUUUCAGCUGUUGAUUUAAGAUGUACGAAUUCAAACUUUACUCCAAUAUUUUUUUUUUCGAUGAAAGAAAGUAAAUGUUCCAAAUUUAUUAAUAGUUGAUAUUUUUAUUCAGACUUAAACAGUUCUAAAAUGUGAACUAUACUUCGGAAAGUAGCUAUUUUCUCUUUAUUACCUACAGUAAUGUAGGUAAUAAAGUAAUAAUGUAGAUGUACAGUAACGUAGAUACUUUCAAAUCCACACCGCUUCAUACAGCAUAAUAUUAGAGUACUUUCUAACAUUCUCUUUGUAAAACUCUGAAAAGUAAGUGGGUAAUAUUCACUAUCUGACCUCCUCGAAGUAACUUCUAUACAAAUUGUCUCAUGGAAACUGUCUCACAGUUUUAAAAUGUGUUGAAAGAGAAAACUCGGUCCACAAGCAUAAUUUUGAGAACUAAAUAAUCAAACCCGAAUUAACUUCUCUUGUAGUUUAUUUAAUGUCGUAAUAUUUGACGCUUAUUGGCCUAGACCCUAGAAUAGUCGUGUUUAAUUCACUACCUGAAUUGAACACGCUAGACUUCUAGAUUAGUUGGACAUUUCGUGAGGAUGAACAAUUCUGAAAACUCAAUUUAUUGUGUGACAUGGAAAACAAAACCAGUAUAUUCAUUCAUCUAUUUUUUGAAAACAGACAUAUCUUAGGUUAAGAAAUCGCUCCAAAAAUGAAAAAUAUAUUCCAAAAAUUACAUAGAUAAAACUUUUAUAUUUCAAAAAUUACGUAGAAAUGUCUUGGCCGUCAUAUGACUAGUUUCCACUCUAUUACCUUCUGUACCAGAGCUUUCCGAUCUCUUCUUCGUAUAUGUCAAAUCAUUGAAGGCUUUGAAUCUUUAUCACUAAUACUACAUGACCCUUAUUCAACUCAUCUUUGAUCUCGUGAUUCAUCAACCUUUUUAGGUAUUCUCCAUCGAUCAUCAACCGGUCCCAGUAUGUCCUCCAAUAUUCGAAGAUCCUUUUCGUCCUCCUGACAGGCACAUGGUUCCGGCUCCAAAUGUAAUGACUGGUCUAAUGCCUGUUCUGUGUAUUCUCAACUUUGUGAUCGUGCUCAAUUGUUCACUCUUCAGAAACUUCACAUACCUCCAGUACACUUUAAUCACCUGUCUGAUUCUGUACGCCGCUUCUAUUCUUAUAUUAUUUGCAUCGCUUACUAUCACAUCCAAAUAAUUGAAAUCUUCCAAGCUUCAGUAUUCUUUGACUAUUUGUCUUUCUCUUUGUUACCAGCAUGGACUUUGUUUUUUGAACAUUCACCUCUAGCCCCAUUUCACCACGCUUGUUGAUGAAAUAUUCAAAUUAGGUAAAACGUAAGAAAUAUCGCUAUGAACGAAAUCAACCAGUUUCCGAUAACCGGUAAUGGAUAUCUUUGAAACUUAGUUUUAUAGACUUCUGCCAAUAAAUGAAGCACUAAGCUUCACAUUGCGAGGUUCCUGAUUUCAUAGUAAUUCCAUAAUGGAAAGCAUUGGGUGGUUAAUGAAGAUUCAGAUGUAUUUGAGAAUUGGCAUAAUUUGUAACUAACUUGGGUUUUCUAUGGAAGUGGUCAAUCAAGCAAAUAACCUUGAAUACUAACAACUCUAAUUAAUGAUUAUUUCUACCGUCGCGAAGAUUCUAGAGGAGAAAAAGAAAAUAUUACCUCUGAACCGUCUGAUUCUUUCCGAAUCAUCGUAAACGUAACUGAAUGUUAAGUUUGAGCAAAUAAUAUUAGGAAAAUAUAUGGAAUAACAGAAUCCUGUGAACCGUGCUAAAAAGAAUUAUUGGGUAGGCUGAUAAGUCCGUAAGCUAACACAAAAAUGACGCAACUGGUAUUCAAUCCCUAUGAUUUUCAGUUAGCCCUCACUUUUAAAAGAUUAAUGUAUAAAUUUGACAUCUUUUGUACUAUUAGUUUAUGAGUUUAUGAGAAAUUUUGGAUAAUACAACUUUUAUUAUUUUGAAAAUUAAGGUUAUUCGAACAUUUUUCCAGAAAAAUUAACCUUGGAGAAAUGGUUUGAUAAAUUUAAACUAGUCAAGAUGAGCACCUUGGACAGUGCACUCAAGUUACGCUCCAAAGAAUCUAUUACUGAGAAAAACAUCAAAACUGUUCACAAAAUAAUUUCGGAUAACCGUGAGGUGGACCUGAUUAAAAUACUUUAUACUCUAAGGAUAUCAAAGACGUGUUGGACAUAUAUUGAAUGAAUAUUUGGGUAUGUGCAAACUCUGUUCAAAUGGGGAACCGCGUGAGCCCACAAUCGACCAAAAACAACAAAGAAUUGAUAAUUGAGCAGUGGACCUGUUCAAACGUUAGAUUUUAAUGAACCCAAAUAGUUGUUUGUUUGUUUUCUGUAUUGAAAGCGAUAUGUAAUAAUUUUCCCAUUGACAGGAUUAUUAUUUAGCAAAACUGAUGUCGCAUAGAUCAUACUAAGAUUUACGAAUAUUAAUAAAUACUUUUUCCAUUGCCUCAAAUUUUUUGUUUAAUUAUUAGGCUUAGAAAUUUAAUCAGCUAUUAGAAUCAAAACCUCAAAAAGAAAUUGAAAUUUAUACACCAGAAUUUUCCCACUUAAAAAUUGUUUCAAGGAAAUCUCACUGUAUUAUCAUUGGGAUGAAAUUUCUAUUUUUGCUACGAAUCAGUUAUCGAAUUUAAUUGUUCCACAUUUCAAAGUCACAACAAUAAAAAGUAAAUUCAAUACAUUUCAAACUACAUGAAAUGUAUUGAAAGAAAUUCACAACUCCAUUUAUAGUUGAAUGUUAUUUAUUUUCAUUUUAAUAUAUUCAAAAUUCAACAAAACAUCGUCAAGUCGUUGCUGUUCCAAUUUUAAUGAUGAAAAAUUCGAAGGACCGAAUAGCAGCACACCCUUAUAACACUCAUUCAAACCGUAGCUUGGAAAACAAUGAAUUUUUUUCUUUGUCGCUCUGAAACCUGAUUAUGCAAUUAAUUCCCACAAGUCGAGAACUGUAACAUUGGAGAAAUGGAGAUAAACCAACAAUUUUUUUGAACCAUAUUUUUUUACUGGAAGUUUGGAGAAUGUAUUCAAAUAUUUGCAUAAUUGAAUUUUCCAUAUUGGUUAUUCUAUUCGAGAAUAUUUUUUUGAACCAUAAUCUGAAUGUUUUCUGUGAAAGGAGUAUAUCCCAUACUCAGUAAUUGUAUAUCUAGACAUCUAGACAUUAUUGUUACACUACUAGAAAUUAACAAAAA